Messenger RNA from Stegastes partitus (bicolor damselfish), 2089 nucleotides. RefSeq names its product B2 bradykinin receptor-like. Gene Ontology annotation, molecular function: C-C chemokine receptor activity; C-C chemokine binding; bradykinin receptor activity. Gene Ontology annotation, biological process: immune response; smooth muscle contraction; G protein-coupled receptor signaling pathway. NCBI's taxonomy places the organism in Eukaryota, Metazoa, Chordata, Actinopteri, Pomacentridae. Bases 78 to 1136 code for a protein of 352 amino acids. The transcript has 2 exons. The record is from RefSeq and is a predicted model, not a curated record. Gene Ontology annotation, cellular component: external side of plasma membrane; membrane.
AGUCAGGCAGGGUUGAGUAAGAGCGUUUACUGGUAACUGUGUAGUAGGGUAUCUGGACACUUCACAGUGCUGGAGAAAUGACUCCCCAACCUACAAGCAUCCCAACUCUCAGCACCACACUAUCAAAUGGAGACCUGAACAACACCAAUGGCACUCAUUGUCCAGACCUGGAGGCCUGGGAGUGGCUCAACGCCAGCCAGCCAGUGUAUAUUUUGAUUAUCAGUGUGCUGGGUAUCGUGUUCAACGUGUUCGUCCUGACGGUUUUCUGCCUCCACAAGAAGGCUUGCACCGUGGCUGAGAUCUACCUGAGCAACCUGGCUGCUGCCGACCUUCUCCUGGUGUCCUGUUUGCCCUUCUGGGCUGUCAACAUCGCCAAUGAUUUCCAUUGGCCUUUUGGUCAAUUCAUGUGCAAAAUCAUCAAUGUGGGCAUUAAGAUGAACGUCCACUGCAGCAUCUACUUCCUCGUUCUGGUCGGCAUCGAUCGCUAUGUGGCACUGGUGCAUACAAUGUCCCAUGGAAGAAUGCGUAGGCCAAAGUAUGCCAAACUGGGCUGCCUACUGACAUGGGGUUUUGGCUUUCUCCUCAGUGUCCCCACGCUCAUCUUCAGGGAAGUGAGACAUUUCCCGGAGUAUGGCAUUGAUGCAUGCUUUCUGCACUACCCAAGCCACAGUGUAGAGCUGCUCUGUGAUGGGAUGUUGAUCAUUUUUAGCUUCAUCAUUCCCAUUGCAAUUAUCUCGUUCUGCACUUUCAAGAUUAUUCUGGCUUUGAAGGUCCAAACAAUAGGAAGGGUAAAUGCUGAGAAAACAGAGCGGAAAGCCACCACUCUGGUGCUGGUGGUCCUCCUGGCCUUCGUCAUCUGCUGGGUGCCGUUCCACGUGGUCACUGCAGUGGAUGUGCUGUUACGGGCCGACGUCCUGGGAGGAUGUCACCUCUCGGCUGUCAUAGACAUCUGCAACCAGAUCUUUAACUACUUAGCCUUAUUCAACAGCGUUCUGAACCCCAUCCUGUACGUUAUUGUAGGAAAGAACUUCCGGAAAAAAGUUUGGGAGGUUUUCCAGCAGUGUAGCGUUACGAGAAGAGUGACCUCUGACUCCACACGAUCAAACCUGUCCUCUACACUCAAGACUAUGCUAUAAAACGCUUCUGUGAAAUACUGUCUCCACAACAGUUGACCUUACAGAGACUCCAGUUAACUGUCAUGUAACAAUGUUAAAAUGAUAAGUUCAUGUUUAAAAUUGUGAUGGAUGUAAGUAUGGAGUAAUGGGACCAAAUAAUCCUUCCUCAAAACACAGUUUAAGAAACUCUUGUUUUAAUUGUUGUGAGGAAAUAUGAUCAUAUGUGUGGGGAUACACAAGGCUCAAAUGUUACAUCUUGAAGAAAUUAUCGUGUUACAGACCGCAAACAAAUAUUAUUUUAUGUAGCUGUGUCAGAAAAUAUGUAUCAAGUUUGAAAAACUAGAGACUUGUUUUUCAUAAUUUUCACAACAGUUUGCUCAUAUUUUGAAUGUACAGAUCUACAUCUGCCUGGUUGCAGUGUAAAAAAAAAAAAAAAGGAAGUAUAUAUUUUCCUACUCAUAUCCUAUUUUGCUGAUAACUAUGAAGAUGUGAACAGUGCCGUUGUUUGCUCUGAAAAUCAGCAUCAAAUAAAAUAUACUUAUGGUUUUAUACCAUUCUGAGUCUUUAUAAUGCAUUUAAAUGUUAAGUUGAGCACAAAAACAGGAACAACUGCUUGCUAAGUGUUUUCUGGUGUUUGUGACUCACUGUCUGCUGAGUUAAAACGGGAUUCUGUCAAAGAGUUUCCACUGCUGAUGCAUAAACAUGCUCCCUUCUGUUGGCUUUAUAGACCUCAGUUGUCGCAGUGUAGAUUUCUCCCCACACCAUCAUUUAAUGGCCCAGUGUUGACUCAUUGUGGGCUGUGGGUGAGGGUACACCCGUCGGUGUCCUCAAAAUGAAGACAUGCCAGGCCAAACAGGAAAUCACACUUUACCACAAGUGCCAGGGAAGAAAAUUGUUGUGGAAGAAAAACAUGCAGGCAGACAAAGUUACCUCAAAUGAUAAAAUGUCUGCCAAAAAUAAACAGUUCAACCUCA